This is a messenger RNA of Saxophila tyrrhenica, 1923 nucleotides long. RefSeq lists its product as uncharacterized. The transcript has 2 exons. Bases 1 to 1923 code for a protein of 640 amino acids. Lineage: Eukaryota; Fungi; Ascomycota; Dothideomycetes; Mycosphaerellales; Extremaceae. The record is from RefSeq and is a predicted model, not a curated record.
AUGACCACCCUACCGCUCGCUCGAAAAGCUGAAGGUGCGAACGAGCCCUGCCAGUACUGCCUCAACCUGUCCCGCGAGGAGUUCGUUAGGAGAGGCUUCGAAUAUCGAACGUUCAAGUUCGACAUGGCCAGUGUUACGCGAGGCGAUCAGACACACCAAUGUCUCCCCAGCUCGAUAAAGGCUUCAAAGCAUAUCCGCUCGCUCUGGCAAGACCCCGAGGAAGCGGAGGUGCUGAAAGGCUGGCUGUCACGACCCCGUGCUCUUCAAUAUGAAAAGCUCCCCACUCGGGUACUCGAUGUAGGCGUCGGUCCAGAUAUGGAUGACACUGUCCGUCUGCAUCAGAGCUCUGCGAAGGGAGAAGCAUUGUACGCUGCGUUAAGCCACUGCUGGCUUCGAGGCGAUAUUGAAGCGACCAAGACGACAAGCCGCAACUUCCGAAGCCGAUUAGACGGCUUCUCAGUUUUCGAUCUACCCGACACUUUCCAAGAAGCUAUCGCUUUCUGUCGAAAGAUUGGCUUGCAGUACAUCUGGAUUGACUCGCUGUGCAUUGUCCAAGACGAUCCCGCUGACUGGAAACGAGAGGCCAGUGCUAUGGACCAAGUCUAUGCGAACGCUUGGUUCACGAUUGCCAUGCAUCACUCCAGCAAUGGCAGUAUGCCAUAUAAAAGCCUGAGCCUGGUCAUUGGAGAACAAGUGGUUGCGGUCCACGUCCGGCGUAUCCCGGAAAUGGAAGAUCUGGUACACGGUCAAGCUCGCUCGCCAGCAAUAGGUCCCACCCAUCAGCUAGCCGACAGUAAUCACUGGGAUUCCGUAGUACAGCGAGGCUGGUGUUUCCAAGAACGAGCCCUGUCCAGCCGCAUGAUCCAUUUCACAGAGCACGAAUUCCUCUAUGAAGCCAGGGGAGCUUUGACCAAAUGCCAGUGCCGGCGCCACUGGCACUUUGGCGUUGGCCUUGCAGGAUCUGUUACAGCGUUUGUCAAGCGACGGCCGCACGAUAUGGACGGUGUCUACCGUGUCUGGAAUGACCUGGCUCAGCAGUACACCUCUCGAAUGUUCGGUCACAGAUCCGAUCUUCUACCUGGCUUCGCAGGCGUCGCAAAACUGGUCGGGAAAACAUGCGCACAAGGGAACUACAUCGCCGGCCUAUGGGAGAAGGACUUGAUAAAGUGGUUAUGUUGGCGCAGCCGCGAAUGGCAGUCAUCGCGCGCCAGCGCCUGGGCAUGCGAAAAUUGCCGACCUCAUCCUCGACGUAUCUGGUGGACUGCGCACGACCCGAUCCCGAGCUGGUCAUGGGCCUCCCGUCUCGGACCUUGCGAAUUCGUCUUCGAGUCGUGGAAAAUGACCUCUUGGACCGAAGUAGCUUUCAUCGAGCGCGUGGAAUGCCGCAUGGAUAGCGGGAACCCGUACCUCCGUGUAGCAUCCCUACAACCUGAGGACUGGCCAGAGGAUCCUUGUGCGCGAUAUCUCCGUAUCCGAGGCUCGCUGUAUCCAUGCCGGAAUUUCACUAACAGCACCCCAGAGCACGGCUUCGUCUCGGAGGGAGGAAUGUGCAAGAAGGAGUACGGAGUCGUUGUCCCGGACCACUAUGCCCGGACCUGGGACCUCACACGCCCAAUUCUUGAACUCCUCGUCGACGCUCGCAAGGUUGGGGUAGAGUACUGUGUAGACGCAGGUGACGAUUUGCCCCCAAAUGCCAGCCAGAUCUAUCUCCUACCGCUGUAUGAGUGUCCGGAUUCCAUGUCGAAGACGUGUCUGAUUCUAAGGGCUUGCACGGAGAAGUUGACCGCCGAGGCGCUUGACACGGAUGAGGAAGGCGAGGGAAAGUGGUGGUUGGAGAGAAUUGGGAUUUCGGUGCUGGACGGGCAGAGGUUUGGUGUGAUGCAGCAUCAGGAGCUGCAGAAUCAGGUCAUUCAUCUAAUGUAG